CCGAAUACUAACAGGUGAAGAAUCGGAUAAAGACUUUUUAGGAAUCUUAAUAAGUUAAGCUUAAUAAAAGGAUUUAGUUUUAAUAGAUGCUUAUUUAGUUGACAAAAUAUAAAUAAAUGACGAAGAUUUGGGUGGUAAAAAUAAUCUUAUAUUAAUAGAAUAAACAUAGUAAUAUUGCAUCUUUAAAAGAUUAUUAAAUACAAACGAUCCAUUUGAUAAAAUAUAUAAAUAAAAUGAAAUUGUAUGGAUAGAAUAUUAAAUAAUGAAUGAAUCAAGUUCUAUAAUAAAAUAAGGAAAAGUAUAAUUUCCAUUCUAAAAUGGUUAUCAUGGUAGUGGAAUAGGAUGGAAAAAUGAAUCCCCAAGUUUAAUUAAACUAUUUCAUUUUUGGGUUAAUUUUGCAAUGUGGGGAAUUCUUGUAGAUUUAGGAAACUGUGCAGCAAGAUUUUUUAAAACUAAAAAAUACUAUAUUUAAAUACAUGGAUAUAUUAUGCUUUUGGUUUGUACUACUACUUUUAUAGUUGAAAUGAUUGUUUUGGUGAAAAACCCUAAAAUUUUUAUUAGAUAUUCAACUUUAUCAUAAAUUUAAAUAUUGCAUUUCUUAUUGGGAUUUAUUUUUAUGAUUUUGUUUAUAUUAUAAGUUAUUGGUGGAUAUGUAUUGUAUUUAAUAUUUUCAAGAGAAUAGUUUAAAAUGAAUAAAUAUUCUUACUAUUAUAAGCUAUUUCAUUAAAUUUUUGGAUAUAUGCUUUAUUUUGCUGGAAAAGCAGGUGUUCUUACAGGAUUUAUAUUAAUUGAAGAUUAAUAUGUAAUUAUAACGUCUAAAGGAAUCAUAAAAUUGUAUAACAAUAUGAUAUUAGUAUUAUACGAUAAUAAAAUUUACGAUAUUGCAAAAGUAAAUCACCCUGGUGGAAAUUUUUUAAUGAUGUAAAUAAAAGGAAGAGAAAUAGGUCGUUUUAUGUACGGAGCUUUUGGUUUGGAAACUACAAAUAUUAUAAGUCUUAAAAAGGAUUUUCUUAAUAUAUUCAUGAGAAUGUUGACUAAUUUUAUAUAAGAGGACCUUAU
This is a messenger RNA of Ichthyophthirius multifiliis, 1059 nucleotides long. RefSeq lists its product as hypothetical. NCBI's taxonomy places the organism in Eukaryota, Ciliophora, Oligohymenophorea, Hymenostomatida. Gene Ontology annotation, molecular function: transmembrane monodehydroascorbate reductase activity. The annotation marks the transcript as partial. The transcript is spliced from 5 exons. The record is from RefSeq and is a predicted model, not a curated record.